Molecule: messenger RNA, 897 nt
Organism: Agrilus planipennis (emerald ash borer)
Lineage: Eukaryota; Metazoa; Arthropoda; Insecta; Coleoptera; Buprestidae
Gene: Prosalpha2
Product: proteasome subunit alpha type-2
Exons: 4
Coding region: 123-830 (235 amino acids)
Biological process (GO): ubiquitin-dependent protein catabolic process
Cellular component (GO): proteasome core complex; proteasome core complex, alpha-subunit complex
Source: RefSeq, a predicted model, not a curated record
UCUAUGAUGACAAUUACAAGUAAUCUAUAGCUAAUUGGCUUAUAGCUGUUUGAAAUUCCAAAUAUUAUUUGCAAAAAAAAUACAGUUUAAUUAAAAAUAGUUCUUCCUAAAACAACAUUAUAAUGGCUUCAAGUGAAAGAUACAGUUUUUCUCUUACUACUUUCAGUCCUUCGGGAAAGUUGGUACAAAUUGAAUAUGCAUUAGCUGCUGUGGCUGCAGGAGCUCCUUCAGUUGGAAUUAAAGCAUCAAAUGGGGUAGUAAUAGCAACCGAAAACAAACACAAGUCCAUUCUAUAUGAAGAACAUAGUGUCAGUAAAGUUGAAAUGGUGACAAAUCAUAUUGGAAUGGUGUAUUCUGGAAUGGGUCCUGAUUACAGACUACUUAUUAAACAAGCUCGCAAAAUGGCUCAACAAUAUUAUUUAGUAUAUCAUGAACCCAUUCCUACUGCACAACUGGUACAACGUGUAGCUGCUGUUAUGCAAGAGUAUACCCAGUCUGGAGGGGUGAGACCUUUUGGAGUCUCAUUACUUAUCUGUGGAUGGGACAACAACAGGCCCUAUUUGUUUCAAUGUGAUCCUUCAGGAGCUUAUUUUGCCUGGAAGGCAACUGCUAUGGGAAAGAACUUUGUGAAUGGAAAAACCUUUUUGGAAAAAAGAUAUGGUGAAGAAUUGGAAUUGGAUGAUGCAGUUCACACAGCCAUUUUAACACUCAAAGAAAGUUUCGAAGGGCAGAUGACUGCUGACAAUAUAGAAGUUGGUAUCUGCGAUGCUAAUGGUUUUAGGCGUCUUGAUCCUUCCCAUGUUAAGGAUUACUUGGCAAAUAUUCCUUAAGUUAAUAUGUUUUUUAAUUAUUAUAAUUAAGGCAGUUAUAUCAAUAAAAAACAUUUUUAUAACAUAA